AUGACAGACGGUCAUGCUGAAGCCGCGGUUGACAUUUCCCACCAGGUCUCCAUGUCAACGAGGUCGCGAGACAGGUCCUCUGGCUUCUCAACCUCCAUACUUCCAACAGAGAUAUAUCAAAUGAUCGUUGAACAUAUUGUGUCGCAUUAUGAUAGACGCAACAACGAUCAUAAGGCAAUCCGAGCCAAGACUUUAUCAUCCCUAACUCGCACAUCCACGACCCUCCAAUAUCUCACCGAACCAUAUCUCUACUCCUUUCCAGAUGGCUCACGACUGGAAAGCUAUCAAGGCAAGGAACGGUUUCGGCUAUCACUGGCAGUUGAUUCUCGUCGAGCAAACCAUGUCCAGGUUCUUGACUUUGAGUGGGACACGCAGGUUCGGUCUCGAAGACUUGUUAUAGACAUAGCAAGACGGUGCCCAAACUUACGCCUUCUUGGGUUGAGAUUGCCUAAGAAAGCUAGCGGUGGGGACGAAUUUAACCAAGCCUAUGUCGAUCACUUAGCUGAUCUCUUCUUCGUCUGUCCGAACGUCAGGAAACUACGCCUCACGACGUAUUGCAGGAAAGUAGAUCUUCCAAUACCGGAAAAGAACGCGCGGGUCGCCAAGUUUGCUGGACAACUCUCCCAUGUCGAGAUGAACGGUGGGGGUGCCUGGUUUCAGAAGGCCAUGUUGCCUUAUCUGUCAAAAAAAUUGAUAUCGUUCAGCGCGAUACACACUGAUUCCCCUCAAUAUGAGGAUCUUCCAGGUUUCUUAGAAACCCUCAGCCAACGCUGCCCAGUCUUGCAGAGACUGAAAAUUAAGUGCCACGGGAUAACUCUAGCAGACCUGACGACACUCUGCAAAGCCCUAGGUUCGACACUCAAGUUGCUGUGCCUUGACUGUUUGGAUGGUGACGGAAGUGUCCUGAGCAUGUUGGUUCCCCGCCUGCAAGUCCUGGAGCAUUUGAUGUUGGGCCAUGACAUCCCUCUACAUGUCCAAGACUUGAAGGCCAUGUCCAGCCUAUCAUGUUUAAGAACAUUUAUCGCAGACGGCAUGGACUAUUCCUACAACUACACCGGUAAUUUCUUUCGUGGGGAAACGGAUACCGAUGUGGAUCGCGCUCUGGCUAGCUUCAUCCACGCACAUAGGACGACACUGGAGACGAUGUGGCUAAAUUCAGAUCACAGGUUGGACAGGGGUGUAUUUGACAACUUGAAGCUAGUGCCAAACCUAGGUUGUGUGGGCCUAUGCUUGAUGGAAGAACUCGAGAGAAAAGACGUCGAUGAUCUUUUAGAGGCGUGCCCUAAGCUUCGAGGGGCAUCAGAUAUUCAUGAAUGUCUUGAUGAAAUGUUUGGGAAUGGGGUUUCCUUGGAGAACAGGCGUUACAUGUGGAUUGGGUAUUGGCGCCCUACUAUGUGGUUUGAGAAUGAUUAUCCGUGGUCUGAUACAAGUUGGGCAGUAAGCUUACGACAAUAUCAGGAUGAGAUAUAA
This is a messenger RNA of Fusarium mangiferae, 1470 nucleotides long. RefSeq lists its product as uncharacterized. The transcript has a single exon. The coding region runs from base 1 to 1470 and encodes 489 amino acids. The record is from RefSeq and is a predicted model, not a curated record. Lineage: Eukaryota; Fungi; Ascomycota; Sordariomycetes; Hypocreales; Nectriaceae.